CCCUAGGACCAGCGAGGAGGAGCAGCAACAGCAGCCGCCGCGGCCGUCGCCGUCGUCUCCCCCGUGUGAAUGAACUGAGGCGAGGCCGCUUUCGCCGGCUUGGCUCGGCCCAGCCCGGUCUGGCCCAGACACCUCUACCCCGCUUGAGAGCGCGGAGUUGCAGCCCUCUCCCCUUCUGGCCGCCCGGGCAGCGGGAUCUGAAAGGACAAGAAAUCAUGGGAGCUUUUUUAGAUAAGCCAAAGAUGGAGAAGCACAAUGCCCAAGGGCAGGGCAAUGGACUACGUUAUGGGCUAAGUAGCAUGCAAGGUUGGCGAGUUGAGAUGGAGGAUGCACAUACAGCUGUAAUUGGCUUACCAAAUGGACUUGAUGGAUGGUCUUUUUUUGCUGUGUAUGAUGGACAUGCUGGAUCGCAAGUUGCCAAAUAUUGCUGCGAGCAUUUAUUAGAUCACAUCACAAGCAAUCACGAUUUUAAAGGGCGUGGUGCUUCACCAUCUGUGGAAAGUGUAAAGACUGGAAUCAGAACAGGUUUUCUGCAAAUUGAUGAACAAAUGAGGCUACUCUCAGAGAAGAAACAUGGUGCGGACAGAAGCGGGUCAACAGCUGUGGGAGUCCUGAUUUCUCCCCAGCACACUUAUUUUAUCAACUGUGGAGACUCUAGAGGUUUACUUUGUAGAAACAGGAAGGUUUAUUUCUUUACACAAGAUCACAAACCAAAUAAUCCAUUGGAGAAGGAACGUAUACAGAAUGCUGGUGGUUCAGUAAUGAUUCAGCGUGUGAAUGGAUCUCUUGCUGUGUCUAGAGCACUUGGGGACUUUGAUUAUAAAUGUGUCCAUGGGAAAGGCCCUACAGAGCAGCUUGUCUCCCCCGAGCCUGAAGUUUAUGAAAUUGAGAGAUCAGAAGAAGAUGAUCAGUUCAUCAUACUGGCUUGUGAUGGUAUCUGGGAUGUUAUGGGAAACGAAGAGCUGUGUGAAUUUGUCAGAUCAAGGCUUGAAGUCACUGAUGACCUUGAAAGAGUUUGCAAUGAGAUAGUCGACACCUGCUUGUACAAGGGAAGCCGAGACAACAUGAGUGUGAUACUGAUCUGUUUUCCAAAUGCACCAAAGGUAUUACCAGAGGCAGUGAAGAAAGAGGCAGAACUGGACAAGUUCCUGGAAAGCAGAGUAGAAGAGAUCAUAAAGAAGCAGGGUGAAGGAGUGCCAGACUUAGUCCACGUCAUGCGUACAUUACAAACGGAGAGCAUCCCAAACCUUCCACCAGGGGGUGAAUUGGCAAGCAAGCGGAGUGUGAUUGAAGCAGUUUAUAACAGACUGAAUCCUUAUAGAAAUGAUGAUGCUGACUCUGCAUCAACCGAUGAUAUGUGGUAAAUGCCAUCUAAGCUGUGGAGUUUACAUCCAUCCUCCUUAUGGAAAAUACACCCAUGCCACAGUGACCCUUCGUAACAUCCAUCUUGAACCUUACUUGAAGGGAAAAGAUGAGUUGGCGAAAGUGACUACACCAGAAAACAGCAAUCCCAACACCUAGCCCAGGAACUGAUCUUUUUUUCCCUUUUCUUUUCUUUUCUUUUCUUUUUGUAAAACAGACUUCUGUAAAAGUGAUAUUGAAACCAUAAUGUUGUAAAUUGGACUCUAAGCAAUUUUAUGUUGUAUGAUUUUGUUUUGUAAAGUGCAAUUGUGGUUGUACAAAAUGCUUAUUUAAUAAUGAACUGCUUUACAUCACAUUAGGCUAAAUGAAAGGCUAGGUUUGUUGUUCAAGGCAACCAUCACCUAGCCCCUUCUACUCAUUUUUGUGCUUCUGGAUUGCUGGGAGCAGCAACUUAGCCAGCUAAAUGCUCAGGAGGUGCAUAGAAAUUCUUUAAAGGGUAUUUUAUAUAAAGGUAGAUCAUUGCAACUCUGGUAUGGAAAAUAACUGAAAUACAGUUUAUUCUCCAUCAAACUUUUAAUUGUUCCUUGUUUUCGAAUUCCUGUGGGGCCUAAAAAAACCCCAUUGAAAUAUGUGAGACGUUCAGCGAAAGAAGGGGACAGCUUCGCCAACUGUGCAAGAUGACCAUAAAUAUAGAUCAUGGGGGUUAAAAUGCUUUGAUUAUUAGCACCUUUUUAAGAGCAAAUCUUUGCCUUCAAUUAAUUAUCAGUUAUGUAAGAGGCCAUAUCUUUCUAUAUUUAGUAGGAGCCUGCACCAUUUUUUAUUAUCCUGAUAGGCUGGGUUGGCUGCUGUUCCGAGUAAAAUACUUUGAAUUCCAUUUAUCAAUAAAGCUUGAUUUAACAAAUAAGAAAUCUAACAAUAUUAUGUGUACUUCCUUCCCCCCUCUCCAUAUUCUGAAAUGCUUGUAAAUGAGAUGUCAUGUGGAUAAAUAUUUUUUAUUAACUAGUUGCCCAUUUAUAAAAUGGGAAGAACCCUUGCCUGUUGCCCAAGGCACGGGUGUACUUUUUCUCCCCCAGUUAGUGAGUGUAAUAUGCUUUGAGAAAUGAAAUAAUCUUUUUACAUGGGUUUCUUUCAAGAAUUUUUGCUUUGAGGGAAAUCGCAUAAGCUUAUACUUGCCACUUAACUCAUUUGUCAGAGCCUGACAAUCUUACCUUUUAUGGUAUGUUUUUUAUGACCCCGUUGACUUAGAACAAAAAAAACCUAGUGAUUUAACAGUAUGUGUGAUUUGAAAUACAGCAUGUUCAGAAUAUUUAAUUGUUGAGAUUAAAUUCUAAUUUUUUUAAAAAAAUUAUAAAAGUAAUACAACUAAUUUGACUUGACUUUUCUCCUACUGAACAUACAAAAAUAACUUUUCAGAUCACUUAUGUAUUUGCAGAACUACUGUUUUGUGCACCUUGUAUUUUGUCUUUUUUUAGUUGAGGAUAUUGUAUGAUCAAUAUGUACCUUUCUUUAAUCUUUCAGUCAGCAGAUGCCCCUCCAAAGGAAAAUCAACAAAUAUAUAAAUAGGUUGUAGCAAUGUAGCUAGAAGUUUUUUUAAAAAGGUGUAAAAUAUACCUUUUUAUAGGAAGCGUUUUUUCUAUAUCUGUCUUUUCCCCUAACUUUGAAAUAUACAUUUGUGUGUAUAUAUAGCCUUAAAACUAUUGAAGAGUUAGGGAGUGUUGAACAGUGAAAGUAACUUAAUAAUAAUGUCUCAAUUGAGUAUAGCAUUAUACCAGCAAACAGUUUAUUUUCUUCCUCUUGUUUAUGUCAGGUGCUUAACCUUAACAUCAUUGUAUUCAGUUUGUACCCUGUUGAAGCAUGAAUGAAAAAGCACUAUUUGUAUUUAUAAAUUUAUAGCAACUUCUGCUUUAAAGAACCAAUCCCUCACCCUACCUACAAAUAAAUGCUUAAAAUGUACAA
This is a messenger RNA of Elgaria multicarinata webbii, 3318 nucleotides long. RefSeq names its product protein phosphatase, Mg2+/Mn2+ dependent 1A (gene PPM1A). The record is from RefSeq and is a predicted model, not a curated record. Bases 216 to 1364 code for a protein of 382 amino acids. Gene Ontology annotation, molecular function: magnesium ion binding; protein serine/threonine phosphatase activity; manganese ion binding. Gene Ontology annotation, cellular component: nucleus; cytosol. Gene Ontology annotation, biological process: negative regulation of canonical NF-kappaB signal transduction; peptidyl-threonine dephosphorylation; positive regulation of canonical Wnt signaling pathway. The transcript has 6 exons. NCBI's taxonomy places the organism in Eukaryota, Metazoa, Chordata, Lepidosauria, Squamata, Anguidae.